GAGCGGUGGUGAGACUGCGAUGUAAUAACACGAAGUACGAGCUGGUGGAGCAAACCAGGACCGAUAAAAAUGGCUACUUUUUGUUCAUGCCUCUGAAGCUCACGACGAUGGCGUUUCACAAGUGCAGGGUUCACCUGGUGUCGUCCCCGAUGGGCAACUGCAGCGUCCCCACCAACUUCCACGGCGGGGUCUCCGGCGCAGCCCUUGUCCCCAGCCCUACACCGCCGGCUAAGCCUGUGCCUGUCCAGUUCUUCAACGUGGGGCCGUUCGCCUUCGAGCCUCACAAAAUUCUGCCAUGUCGUCACUAUUAG
Striga hermonthica is the source of this 311-nucleotide messenger RNA. The record is from the annotation of a GenBank genome assembly. NCBI's taxonomy places the organism in Eukaryota, Viridiplantae, Streptophyta, Magnoliopsida, Lamiales, Orobanchaceae.